This is a messenger RNA of Hirundo rustica (Barn swallow), 1671 nucleotides long. RefSeq names its product sorting nexin 27 (gene SNX27). Gene Ontology annotation, molecular function: protein binding; phosphatidylinositol-3-phosphate binding. Lineage: Eukaryota; Metazoa; Chordata; Aves; Passeriformes; Hirundinidae. The record is from RefSeq and is a predicted model, not a curated record. The transcript has 13 exons. Gene Ontology annotation, biological process: signal transduction; intracellular protein transport. Gene Ontology annotation, cellular component: early endosome. The coding region runs from base 6 to 1580 and encodes 524 amino acids.
CCAAGAUGGCGGACGAGGAGGGCGAAGCGCGGCCGGGGGCGCGGAACGGGGCCGGGGAGGGACCCCCGGGCGGGCCCCGCGUCGUCCGCAUCGUCAAGUCCGAGUCCGGUUACGGCUUUAACGUCCGCGGGCAAGUGAGCGAAGGCGGGCAGCUGCGCAGCAUCAACGGCGAGCUGUACGCGCCGCUGCAGCACGUCAGCGCCGUGCUGGGCGGAGGAGCCGCCGACCGCGCCGGGGUGCGCAAGGGGGACCGCAUCCUGGAGGUGAACGGUGUGAACGUGGAGGGAGCCACGCACAAGCAGGUGGUGGAUCUGAUCCGCGCCGGCGAGAAGGAGCUGGUGCUGACGGUGCUGUCGGUGCCGCCGCACGAGGCCGAGAGCCUGGAGCCGCCCGAGGAGCCGCUGGGGCCGCCCUUCUACGACUACAGCGAGAAGCAGGCGGUGCCCAUCUCCAUCCCCACCUACAAACACGUGGAGCAGAGCGGGGAGAAGUUCGUGGUGUACAACGUUUACAUGGCCGGGCGCCAGCUGUGCUCCAAGCGCUACCGGGAAUUCGCCAUCCUGCACCAGAACCUGAAGCGGGAAUUCGCCAACUUCACCUUCCCGCGCCUGCCCGGCAAGUGGCCGUUCUCGCUGUCGGAGCAGCAGCUGGACGCCCGCAGGAGGGGCCUGGAGGAGUACCUGGAGAAGGUGUGCUCCAUCCGGGUCAUCGGCGAGAGCGACAUCAUGCAGGAAUUCCUGUCGGAGUCGGACGAGAAUUACAACGGCGUCUCCGACGUGGAGCUGCGGGUGGCGCUCCCGGACGUCACCACGGUGACGGUCAGGGUGAAGAAGAACAGCACCACGGACCAGGUGUACCAGGCGGUGGCAGCCAAGGUGGGCAUGGACAGCGUCACCGCCAACUACUUCGCCCUCUUCGAGGUCAUCAACCACUCCUUCGUGCGGAAGUUGGCUCCCAACGAGUUCCCCCACAAGCUCUACGUGCAGAAUUACACCUCGGCCGUGCCGGGCACGUGCCUGACGCUGCGCAAGUGGCUCUUCACCACCGAGGAGGAGGCGCUGCUCAACGACAACGACCUGGCCGUCGCCUACUUCUUCCACCAGGCCGUUGAUGACGUCAAGAAAGGCUACAUCAAAGCCGAGGAGAAAUCCUACCAGCUCCAGAAGCUCUGCGAGCAGAGGAAGAUGGUCAUGUACCUGACGAUGCUGCGCACGUGCGAGGGCUACAACGAGAUCACCUUUCCGCACUGCUCGUGCGACUCGCGGCGCCGCGGCCACGUCAUCAGCGCCAUCAGCAUCCGGCACUUCAAGCUGCACGCCUGCACCGAGGAGGGGCAGCUGGAGAACCAGGUGAUCGCGUUCCAGUGGGAGGAGAUGCAGCGCUGGGACACGGACGAGGAGGGGAUGGCGUUCUGCUUCGAGUACGCGCGCGCCGAGAGGAAACCGCGCUGGGUCAAGAUCUUCACCCCCUACUUCAAUUACAUGCACGAGUGCUUCGAGCGAGUGUUCUGCGAGCUCAAGUGGAGGAAGGAGAACCUUUUCCAGCUGGUCAGGUCACAGCAAAGGGACGCGGCCACUUAACCCCGGGAGCUUUUCCAGGAAUCCCAAAAAAAUCCCCGUUAUUGUAUUAAAGCCCCCCCCCGAAAACUAAAUCUCAUUAAUUUCAAAUCCA